Macadamia integrifolia is the source of this 1177-nucleotide messenger RNA. Its product is annotated as L-arabinokinase-like. The transcript has 7 exons. The record is from RefSeq and is a predicted model, not a curated record. Gene Ontology annotation, cellular component: cytosol. Lineage: Eukaryota; Viridiplantae; Streptophyta; Magnoliopsida; Proteales; Proteaceae. Gene Ontology annotation, molecular function: galactokinase activity; L-arabinokinase activity. The coding region runs from base 383 to 868 and encodes 161 amino acids. Gene Ontology annotation, biological process: galactose metabolic process.
GAAGACAUCAGCAUGUGGUGAAGCCAACAGACUCCUUGCAAUGAUCUGCCAGCCUGCUGAAGUAAUAGGCCUUGUUGACAUUCCUCCUCAUGUACGAUUUUGGGGCAUUGAUUCUGGAAUAAGACACAGUGUUGGUGGGACAGACUAUGGAUCUGUGACGAUUGGUGCCUUUAUCGGUCGAAAAAUGAGAGUCUAUGGCAUCUUCAUUGCUGUCCCCUUCAUCGUCAACUGAUUAUUCUUACCAGCUAGUAGAUAGUAAUGGGAUUGAUGAAUUUGAAGAGGGUGGUGUUGAACUUGUUGAAGCUGAAGCUUCAUUGGAUUACUUGUGUAACCUUCCGCCUCAUAGAUAUGAACUGUCUAUGCAAAGAGGCUUCCUGAGUCGAUGCUUGGUGAGACAUUCCUUCAGAAAUACAACGAUCACAAUGACUCAGGCACAGUAAUUGAUCAAAGGCGCAGUUAUGGAGUGAAAGCACCAGCUCAACAUCCUAUCUAUGAAAAUUUCCAGGCCUUUAAACCGCUUCUAACGGCUCAGAGUUCACAAGAGCAACUUACCUCCCUUGGAGAACUCAUGUAUCAGUGCCAUUACAGCUAUAGUGCUUGUGGACUGGGAAAUGAUGGAACAGAUAGGCUAGUACAACUGGUACAGGAAAUGCAGCACAGUAAAAUAUCCAAAUCUGAAAAUGGAACCUUGUUCGGGGCAAAGAUCACUGGUGGAGGCUCAGGUGGAACGGUUUGUGUUAUUGGGAGGAACUGCCUGCAGAGCAGUGAACAAAUUUUUGGGAUUCAACAAAGAUACAAAAAUGCUACAGGCUGUAUGCCGUUUCGUUUUGAGGGCUCUUCACCAGGUGCUGGAAAUGUGGGUACCUGAAAAUCCGCCGUAGAUUUUCUCCUGACGAAAGCUAAGAUGUGAGAUUUAUUAACAAGAGUAUUGGUAGUCCUAAUUAUUGAGGUUGUUCAUCCAAAAGGAAAAUAUAUAUCUGUAAUUUUAUUUUAAUUACUAGGUAGUUAUCUUUUUAUUUUUCCCUUAUCCCUUGGUAGUAAUAGUUUCUCUUCUAGGCAGUUGGUAACUGCUUGUAGGAAUCAUUACUCAAUUGUACCCACUCCCUGGAAUUUUUUGGAUGUGUCACUAUACCAUAUUGACUAAAUAAGAUCAGAAUAUACACCUAUUUAUUUAGUA